Penicillium bovifimosum is the source of this 1263-nucleotide messenger RNA. Its product is annotated as adaptor protein NBP2. NCBI's taxonomy places the organism in Eukaryota, Fungi, Ascomycota, Eurotiomycetes, Eurotiales, Aspergillaceae. The record is from RefSeq and is a predicted model, not a curated record. Gene Ontology annotation, molecular function: protein binding. The coding region runs from base 1 to 1263 and encodes 420 amino acids. The transcript has a single exon.
AUGUCCUCUCCGACAUCAUCGCCAAAUGCGCUGUCUACAAACAAUCUUUCGGUUCUACCACCCAUUCUCACCGAUGGGACGGUGAAGCGGUCAUCCACACUCCCAAAGGAUCGGCUAUCUACAUAUUCGAAUGUCUCGUUCGUAUCACAAAAUCGCUCCCGCCCAGGCUCCCAUGUCUUUCCGAUCUUCCAUACCAGCCUUCCCUAUGCCCUAGUUCGAGAUUUCGCCUACCCGUCCAGCCAACCACUCCAUUAUGGACCUCCUCCCCCGCGAGCAUCCGGGGUCUCCACACCGGCAAGCGAGCAUCGGCGCCUCUCCGACCCCCCGCCAUCGUGGGAUACAAUGCGGGGAUGGUCAACAGGGCACUCGGGUGCGGAGUCUCAUACUGGCUUUGUUCCCCAACAGUUGCCAGCCAUGUCCUUUGGGGAUGGGCCACCAUAUAGCGAGGAUGAAGAUUUGCAUAGCCCGGUCGUGACGUCGCGUCAUCGCAAGAAGACUUCCGAGCAUAACGGUCAUGUUGACGAGAGGGUUAUGCAUGGAACUGGCCAGGCAGGGAACAAUGAUCGCGGAACGCUCGUUGGCAUUAACCCUGAUGGCAGUGAGACUUACUACGUGAAUGAUGGAGAUUCAUCAGAAGAUGGACCCGGUGGGGAGUACGUGACAUAUCCGCCAAAUGAAGGACGGUAUUCAAUCAUGGGAUAUAACGCUCCUCACCAAGGCUAUGAGCAUGACCCGGGCUUUGAGUCUGAAGAUGAAAUUCCUGGUGAGAACCGGUACUCGAGAGACUAUCAAUUCGCCGUUGGCUGCCCGGAUGAAGAGAUGCAUGGAAAGGCCGUUGCUCUCUUCGACUUCACGAGAGAACAUGAGAACGAACUUCCUCUUACCGAAGGCCAAGUGAUUUAUGUUUCGUACCGACAUGGCCAGGGUUGGCUGGUUGCCGAGGAUCCUAAGACAGGCGAAAAUGGUCUCGUUCCGGAGGAUUUUGUGCGUCUUUUGCGAGAAAUCGAAGGGGGUCUAACGUCGCUGAACGGGGACCCAACCCUAGACGUAACCGGAACCGUCGACACCAGUCAAGACACUGAUCACUUAUCUACUCCCACCCAGACUGAGCUGCCACCAUUUGACGUGAACACUCACUCUGGAACGAAGGCCACCAGCGACAAUGCCCCAGCUGCGACCUCGACUGAAAACACAGGUGCAUCUCAAGAGUCGAACACUGCCGAGGGCUCCGGGAAGCGCUCAAGUACACUGAAGAAGCCGUGA